CGGGAGGAAUUUGCCUUAGAAAGUUUGAGGAGCGGCUUCGGCGGGUCCGGAGCUGGAGCCGGAGUGAAACCUGUGCCUGAGAUCGGGCUCGGUGACUGCAGCCUUCGCCUCACCGCCCGAUGGUUUGAAGCCCCGGCACUCGCCUCUCUCCACCCCCCCCCCCCCCCCAGUCCGUGUCCCUCUGCUGCUGCUUUGGGGACUAUGUUGCUGGGCAGGCGGCGGCGCUCCAGGCCGCUCCUGCUGCUGUGCUGCGGGAUGAUCGCCCUGGGCUUCGUGAUUCUCAGCCGGAGCGGCCAGCAGGAAACAGAGCGCCGGGACGCGGCUCCUGGAACUGGGACUGACGGCGGCUCCGACUCUCACAGCGAGUCCGAGUAUGAACGUUUACAGAGAGCCGUGUAUGAGAAGCCUGCAAUGGACGUGAACGGGCUGGGAGAGCUGGGCAGAGCAGUUCACCUGAACCUGCAGGGCGAAGAGAAGAAGAAGGAGGAGGAGAGUAUCAGCAAACAUCAGAUUAACACCUAUGUGAGCGACAGGAUCUCGCUGCGCCGCCGACUGCCGGAGAGAUGGAAUCCCCUGUGUAAAGAGAAGAAGUAUGAUUAUCGAAACCUUCCAACCACUUCUGUGGUAAUAGCAUUUUAUAAUGAGGCCUGGUCAACACUCCUGCGGACAGUACACAGCGUUCUUGAUACUUCACCUGAUAUUCUGUUGAGGGAGCUUAUCAUAGUGGAUGAUUACAGUGAUCGAGAACACCUGAAGAAGCCUUUAGAAGACUAUGUAGCUAGUCUUCGCAAAGUGCGGUUGAUCCGCGCACGAAAGAGAGAAGGUUUAGUUCGUGCACGAUUGCUGGGUGCAUCCAUAGCAACAGGUGAUGUCUUGACGUUCUUGGACUGCCAUUGUGAGUGCCAUAUUGGUUGGCUGGAACCAUUAUUGGAAAGAAUCCUGGAGGAAGAAACUGCUGUGGUAUGUCCUGUUAUUGAUGUAAUUGACUGGAAUACGUUUGAGUUCCUGGGAAAUUCCGGAGAGCCGCAGAUUGGUGGGUUUGACUGGAGGCUGGUCUUUACUUGGCAUAUAGUUCCUGACCAUGAACGAAAACGAAGGCGAUCCCCAAUUGAUGUGAUUAGAUCUCCCACCAUGGCUGGCGGACUGUUCGCUGUCAGUAAGAAGUACUUUGAGUAUCUGGGCACGUAUGACACAGGAAUGGAGGUCUGGGGAGGAGAGAACUUGGAAUUUUCUUUCAGAAUAUGGCAGUGUGGAGGUUCCUUAGAAAUUCAUCCCUGUUCUCAUGUAGGUCAUGUUUUUCCCAAACAAGCUCCUUACUCAAGGAGUAAAGCCCUGGCAAAUAGCGUACGUGCUGCAGAAGUCUGGAUGGAUGAAUAUAAAGAACUGUAUUUUCACAGAAAUCCACAUGCCCGUUUGGAGCCAUAUGGUGAUGUAACAGAGAGAAGAAAACUCAGAGAGAAGCUACAAUGUAAAAACUUCAAAUGGUUAUUGGAGAAUGUUUACCCAGACAUCCAUGUACCUGAGGAUCGACCAGGUUUCUUUGGAAUGUUAAAGAACAAAGGAAUGAUGAACUACUGCUUUGAUUAUAAUCCACCAAAUGAACACAAUGUUGCAGGAGGAAAAAUCAUCCUGUAUCAGUGUCAUGGCAUGGGCCAAAAUCAGUUUUUUGAAUUCUCGUCACACAAUGAAAUCCGUUAUAAUACUCGCCAACCUGAGGCAUGUGCUGCAGCAGAUGCUGCAAAUGACUAUCUGACAGUGUACCUUUGCCGAGAGAAUAAUUGGCCUGUGCCUGAAAGCCAGAAAUUCAUUUUUAAGGAGGAUGGCUCAAUCUACCAUGUCCAAACGCAGAGAUGUCUGCAGGCUGUACCCAAUGCAUUCAGUAAUGGUCGUCCAGGACCAUUACUACGGCCAUGUACAGAUAUCGACCACCAGAAAUGGUUCUUCCAAGAAAGAAAAUGAUUUGUACAUAUUCAAAUUCAUUAACAACUUCAAAAAGCUACUGUUACCAAAAAUACUACUGAAUUUUACUAUGAACUAUAUGAUCAUAUCAAAUCUUUGAAUAUUCUCCCUUAGAAUACUUCAGGAUGAGAUUUUAAGAUUUGCUUAAUAUAGUAGCAUCUUUGUACUGAUUUUAUCACUGAGAGCAAUUUAUUUUUAACAAUGCCUUGAACUUACAAAAAAACCACCCAAAUUUCCAAAGAAUAAUUUAAGUGCAUCGUUUACUUAUGCAAUUGGUAGGUAACCUGACUGUGUGUUUAUUUGAAUAUACAUAGUGAAUAAUCUACUGGUUUCAACAUGAUUUGUUAAAGGCUUUAAAACAAUUUUGUGUUUGGAAACUAAAAGUGAACUUUGUACAAGUCCUUUUUUGUCUUUUUGAAGUCCGUGAUCUGUGAUGUUACAGCUAUGUAAAGGGAGACAAAAUUGCAAUUCCUGACUCAUUUAGAAGAAGAACAGACAACUUCUUUUUUGCCAAGGUUGAGACAAGGAAGGGGUAGGAAAUGUAGAUAUUUUUCAGUGAAACAUUGCAGUUUUGAGCGUAUCAGCUUGAUUUAGUGCACUUUAGGGAAUAUUAUAUCUUUUGAUACUGAUCUUUCAAAUUCCAUAAUCUUGCCGCUUUCCAGCCUGUUGUGAAAUUGAAGCUCGGUGUCCACAAUCAGUUUGAAACUAAAGACAUGUCUUAGAAGUUGUUCUUGUAGUAUUUAUUUUAACACUUGACUUUCAGCAGUAGAAAUAUCAAGGAAAUACCUGUAGGGUUUAAAAGGGGUGGGAGGAGAGAGAAUAUCUGAAAUUUACAGCUGAAACUGAGACCAAUUUUUGCACCGAUUCUAGUGUUGAACUGUGUGAGGAGGUUUGAAUUUUUGCACCAUGCAUGGAGAACACUAAGAGUAAACUGAGGUCUUGCACCAAAUCUAUAGAGUCGGACAGAGCUCUCUAAACACAACCUGGUUUUGUAGGCCCAAUGAGGAAAAAAAUAUGUUUUGUGCAGUGCUUUACAGCCGAGGAAUGAUUUUUGAAGUGCAGUUGCUGUUGUUUUUCAGACAAUAAGGUAAAUUACUUUUUAAUCUAUUUUGGCAGUGUUAAUUGAGGGUUGAAGAUUGACCCAAACUCUGAAAAGACUCCUUUGCUCUUCUUCAGUUAGUGCCUUGGGAUCUUUGACAUUCACUUGAAUAGGUAGAUGGGGCUGGGUUUAAUAUCUUAUUUGAAGGGCAGCACCUCAAACAUGCAGCACUCGCUCAGCACUGUACUGAACUGUCAGUCUAGAUCAUGUGCUCAAGUUCCUGGACUGAAACCACGACUUUCUGACUCAAAGACGAAAGUGCUACCACUGAGACCAACUGACACAACUGCAAGGUGGAACCCUUUUUUACUCUUAAAACAUAGGUCCUAACCUAAAUGAGGUGUGAAAUGGGGACAUGAGAAGAAUCAUUACGAUGUGACUCAAGCAUAUUGCUAAAUCCCACAGCCCCAAUUAGUCUUUGGUUUAGAAUUAACUAUAUAUGUGAGCACUUGUGGCAAAAUCACCAGCAGUCGGUUUGAGAUUAGGGUCUGGAAAAGCUCAAGCUUUACAUUUUUAAACGAUUCUAUGCCUGUGUGUGGGAUGAUAAAUGUGCUUCAAAUUGAUGAGAAUUAAUUUUAAAAAAUGUUUUGGAAGACUCUACCUAUAAUUUUGGUUUGUAACCACACCAGGCAGGGUAGAUUGUGAUAAAAAAUGAUUUCACGUUCUCUCCUUUUAGAUUAAUGUACAUUGGUUCACUCCUCCAUAUGUCACUGUAACAUCAUAUGUCACAAGUGAAAAUGUGCAAUGAUUCAUUUGAAUACAGUAGAUGCUUUUUAUUUUGAUACAAAAUUUGAAGGAGUUCUAUUUUUGCACUCUAAUUGCAAAAUGUCGUUAUCUUAUGGGAGUUAUUGCUAAUCUCAUAUUGUGUAGAAAAUAUGUUCUAUUUUCUUCCCCAACAACUUAUAAAAUGAACUAAAUAGCCAAAAAUGUUUAUAGAAUUUAUAAAUGCUGCAUAUGUGUAUGAAAAGACUUGCUUACCAAACCAUAGCAAUAUAGUAGCCUGUGGAAGGAUGAGCUGAAUGGCCUUCCUCUCUUGUACUUACCUUUGAUAUAAAACUAACUGUAUCCUUAAUGUACUGGAGAAUGUACUAAACAGUUUUAAAUAAUUGCUUUUGAUAGAUAUUGAUUGAUCCAGGCAGCAAAUCACUGUGCUAAAGGGCUUUAUUGACUUCUAAAAAAAUAAUUAUCUCUUGGGCUUCCAUAAUUUGUAAUAUUUGAUUUUUUUUAACCUUGUUGAGGUAACUUGUUUUUUUGUUUAAAUCUAUUCACUGUUCUUGUAUUGACAUAUCUUUGUGCAGCAGUUUUAAGGACUUAUAAUUAAGGUGAAAGAUUGUAAAAUGUUUCAGUUGCUAUUGCCAAGCAGACAUGUUGGCAUUAGAACUAUACCUGGUCUUGAGAAGAACUGGGUUGUGACUGCAAAUGUUUGCAGAGUUUACUACUUUGGAUGUGAAUUUAAAUGUGAGAAUUUGUAUUUUGUCAAGUUUUGGUGCAUAUCUUUUUUUAAUGAACACAACUUUCUAAUCAACCCGUUUUAUAAAUAGUCAUAGCAUUGCUACUCUCCAGCAUUUAACCCGAGUCUCAGCAAAAAGAAUGCACAGCCUCUUACAGAGGUUGCUGUGUUGCCCAGAGAUGUCCUAGCAUUAAUGCAAUGAAAAUGGAAGAUAUUUGUUUUUGAUUCUCCAGUUGUUUGCUCGCUGGCGGGCUAACUAAAGUUUAAAUGCAGCUGCGGGAGAAAUAAUGGAUUGAUUAUCACUAAUUAUUAUAAAAUGAACGUCUGAUGGAUUUUUCAAUAACAUUUUGAGAGUACAGUCACAAACACCAUGUGCUGUACAGAUGUUGGUCAGAUUUGAGACAAUGGUCUUUCUCUGAGAAUUCUCCAUCCAACUGAUUUGACAAUGGUCUUUCUCUGAGAAUUCUCCAUCCAACGGAUUUGAACAUUGAACAAACAGUUUUUUAAAAUAAAAUAUAUUUUUUGCAAAUUGCAAAAACAACGCCCCACACUUUCAGGUAUGUCUUUAAGAGUUUUUAUGGGAAUAAUUUUGCAAAAUGCACAACUGUGUCCUGCCAUUUUCUUCAGCAAUAAAAUUAUUGCAGGGAACUGCAAUUUAUAUAUUUAAAAA
Molecule: messenger RNA, 5178 nt
Organism: Carcharodon carcharias (great white shark)
Lineage: Eukaryota; Metazoa; Chordata; Chondrichthyes; Lamniformes; Lamnidae
Gene: galnt12
Product: UDP-N-acetyl-alpha-D-galactosamine:polypeptide N-acetylgalactosaminyltransferase 12
Exons: 10
Coding region: 202-1959 (585 amino acids)
Cellular component (GO): Golgi apparatus
Source: RefSeq, a predicted model, not a curated record